AUGAUGCUCCGCUUUUCCGAAAUAUUUAGCCUGAGUUUACUGUUCGUUUUAUCGGCUUGUUCAAAUUGGGACGACACGGGCGAAGAUGUGAAGGAAGUUAAAAUUGGUGUUUUGCUGCCAAUGACUGGUUACUGGCCGAUUGGUAAAACAUCUGCGUCUGCUAUUACCAUCGCAGUGGACAAAAUUAACAAUGAUCCGACACUUCUACUCGGCUACAACAUGACUUUCUUGUGGAAUGAUUCUAUGUGUUUGGCAGCAGAAGGACUUAACCAAGCCGUCGAAUUCAGAAUCUCUGGCGUGGACGCCAUUAUUGGUGACGGUUGCGACAUUAUUUGCGAGCCUGCCGCGAUUUUAGCAGCGUCCUGGAAUCUGCCUAUGAUUUCUUGGGGCUGUGAAUCGAGCAAGCUAUCCGAAAAAAGUAUUUACCAGACGUUUGCCAGAACGGUCGGCUCGUUCUCCAAAAUGGGGGAUCUCUUUAUGUCCGUGCUUGGCUACUUUCGUUGGAAGAGUAUCGGUAUUAUUGCAUCAACAGAGAGCAUCUGGCAGUUAGCUAUGUCUGGUCUGAUGAAAGUGUUUUUGGAGAACGACAUAGAAAUUCGCUACCUUCACACACUCAAUCCAGGGCAUGUGCUGGUUACGGAACGGGAGGAGUAUAAAAGUAUGCUGGCCCUAGCGAAAGAGACGGCACGCAGUAAGCGAUACAACUAGAUAAUGCUUUAGACGUUUCGAUUAAUUUCAUGGAGUCUUAAUAAUUUACAUCACUUUCAGUCAAAUUAAUCGUCUUCUCCCAAACAAUUCUUUAGAGUGGUUAGGGCAAAAGAUUGAUUGAGAUGACAAAAAAUGGGCAGGGGAGGGAGGAAAAGCAAGAAUAACGAGGAUAAAAAGAUAAACUUUUAUAAAUUAAUCAUUAGAAAAUGAAGAAAACAAUCUCUCACGUUUUAGUUGUAGGAAAACUUAAAUGAUUUACAGUGACUCGCAUUUUACACUUAUUCACACGAUGUGUGGUCAUUUCCCUGUAGUCUUUGUGAUGCUUUGUUACGGAGGAGACAUGCGCGCUUUGAUGUUGGUCGCUCACGACUUGGGCAUGCUCAAUGGGGACUACGCGUUUCUAACUGUCAAUCUACUUCCGUCUGCCGCUAUUGGAAAUAACACGUUCAUGGGAAACGACGGCAGAGACGCAGAGGCUGCGCUGGCGUUUAGAGGAAUCUUGAGUAUUUACGUCAGGGAACCAACCACAGAACUCUGGAGGUCAUUCAAGGAAGAUGUGAAAGACAAGAUGAAUGCUCCGCCAUUUCAGAUUCAGUUAGACGCCAGUGAACAGGUAAUUCAUUACCGUUCAACCACACCGAGCUGUACCUACAUCAAACACCAUCCUAUUCCCUCUAAUACGAGUUUUGGACAAUCGAACGACUAUGACUCUUCCUAUUGGACAGGGUUACAGGGUUGGCCAAAGCCUCUGUUUUAAAGCGAGGCUAAGUGCAAUGUCAAUGAUAUGAAAAUGAAUUUUUAUUUUCAUGUAAAUAAGACUCAUUUUCACCCCGAAAGGCUUUGAAUCUGGCCUCGUUUUGAAAGUGAGAGUCUUAGAGCUUGGAAAUGUCCUAUUGCCUUUUUAAGAUUGCGCGGCUAGACUGGGUCGGUGUUCAGUCAAAAUGCACUAUGGGACUUUUGGAUCCAGUUUCCUUUGUAAUCUCGUAAUAGACAAAAAAAAGAGGCGGUAGCUUCUUCAAAAUAUUCCCAUAAUGCAGUUCGACACAGUGAAGAUCCAGUCUCCUCACACAAAAUGGCCAAUGACUAUUGAUGGAGACAUGAUACACAGAUAAACACGUGAUCAAAUUUUCGCGCCAUUUUCCAUGUUUGCCGUUUUUCCGCUGUUGUUUUAUCAUUUUGGCUCGUACUCAAUAUGACACUGUUUCGCGUCAUAUUGCGAAUGAAAGAAUUUCAAAUAACAGAAAACAGACUGUCUGCUAACACUGUUAAAGCGAAAGCAAAAGGCGCGAUGAUUACUACAGAUGACAAACAGCCGCAGUUAUUUGCUGCAGUGUUUUUUGACCACUCCAUUGCUCUUAAAAGGGUUUUCUGUUUCCUUUGCAGGUUGAAGUGUACGCUGGAGCUAUAUAUGAUGCAAUUUACCUGUAUGCCAUCGCGCUCAAUGAAACUCUGGCCGCUGGCGGAAGCAAAAAGGAUGGAAGGGCAAUAGUACAGAGAAUGCUUAACAAAGAAUUUGACGGUUUGUUUCAAUAUAACAUUUCACAAAGUCACGGAUUCAGGGUACAAGAAUUCCCAUGAUUUCUGGGAUGUCUUGAUGGAUCAAUGGUAUCCAUAGGCAACCAUUAACCAAUCAUGACUCAUACUGGAUGCCCAAACAAUCCCAUUCGUCUUAGCUGCAAAUGCUGGGGUUAAAUCUCUUCUAAUGUUCUGAAGGUUAUAUGUCUUAUAUCAAUUGGAUUACAGCAUUCUGGGGUAUUUUUAGUUGCAGUAAUUUAAUUGGUUAUUCAUCGUAUGAAGACUGACACUGAUACUGGAAAUCAUUAAAUAUACUUGUAAUCCUAUUGUCCGUUCAAGCAAGUCACUCUUGUUAGCGCGACAACACCCUCGUAUCUGGCGUCCUCGUUCCCCUUCACCAGCGGUCGGGAAACGAGCGUUUCGUCAAGCCAGCAUGAGCAGUAUGGGGCGAAACCUCGAGGUACGAGAUUGGAGAUUGGCGUGACAAUCGCAGACCGGAAAAUUAUUAAAAUGAAUUGCAUGGAAAAAGACAGGCAUCCUAAGUACAUAGCGUGACAUCUGACGUUUCAAAAGCAUUUAACAAUAUAUUGUUAUCUCAUAACGAAUAAUUUAAAAACAGUGGUUUCUGUUUUCCGAGGAAAUUUUCAUGAAGGUCAUGUUCCCAACUAAAUGUCAAGGCUAAGAUUUUCCGUUGGUUAUUAUUAUGUUAAAGGUGCUUCGGGCAGAGUGCGGAUUGACGAAUCAGGUGACCGGGACCCAGAUUACUCUCUUAAAUACUACCUGAAUGGAAGCUUUCAAAACAUUGCUGACUAUAAUCAUUCUACUGGUGGCUUUAAUCUGAGAGGUGAACAAUCUUUGUGUUGUAGCUUUUGUUAACUUUCAACAAAGUCUCCUUCGUCUAAUUUAAUAUGACGAAGGACGAAGGUCGACCUCUCGCGACUUCGUAGCGCGCUCGGCCGUUCCACGACCUAAAAUACUCGCUCCGCUCCCUUUGAAACUCGUGAGGUCGACUUGUGGCAAGUCUAGCUUUUGCGGAAUUUCCCCAAUGUAAGGUUUUUAGCACUUUACCUCGCCUAUUAAGGGCAUAACUAUUGGUGCAUACGUUGUUAAACAGGUGUAACUGAGGCAAAGAAACAUGCAAGCUACAAAACUACAUUAAAAUACCUUUGGUUUCAAGACCCAGUGGUCCAAAUACCUGGCAAAUAAAAAAAAAAAUGCGUUAGAGUAAUUUUAAUUAACGCAUGAAAUACAACUUACUAUUAUGCACUAAUUCCAUUUUCUUCUUUUGUUUAGCUGUUGCUAUUAUUCACUAGUUGUUAGAAUCUGUUUCACGGGCAGUCAAGUAAAAUCACUCUAAUAGGAAAGUGCUAAGUUUUCAGAUGAUCUAAAUAGCAGUGAUCAAUAGUAAUAAUAAUAAUGAUAAUGAUGAUGAUAACGAUAAUAAUAAUAUUAAAAUAAUUUUUGUAAAAGUAAAAUAAUGGUGGCGCAUGGUUUCAGAAUAAAUGCUAUUAUUACUUGACAGAUGUAACAGUUAUCUGGGCAGGAGGACGUACCGAGCCACCUUUGGACAAACCUAGGUGCGGAUGGGAGAACGAACUGUGCUUAGAACAAGAAAGACAAGGUAAGUUUUUGGGAAAAAUGUACAAGGAAAAGUUGUCUUUAUUUUCUGUUUCUUGGGGUGCGUUCUGUGUAUAUCUGUAGAGAGUGGGACUACGGCGGUUCGACAACGUAUUACCCUUAAAUAUAGUUUUCACUGAAGCAGUGGUCAAGCGUCUGACGCGUUUUGAUUUGAUUUGAAGUCAACUUUAAAUACUUAAAAACAAACAGCAACUUGCAAUAAAAAAAAAAAAACUCUAUUGAUUUGCCAAGUAUGUCUUUUUGCGCUUCGUGUUUGCUUUAAACUCGAACUGUUAAAUUUCCCUUAUUGGUUUUUCUUUAGCUACUCAACAGUUGGUGAAUGUGGUGAUUGGAGCGUCCACUGCUGGUGUGGUAGUGUUAGCCUUCAUGUUCUUCCUUAUAAUCAGGUAACAUAGCCUGAAAUUCAUCCGAUUGCUUCGAGUCGUUUUCUCCUCUGAGGGAGUAAUGACUCGAAGUAAUCGGAUAAAAUUCAGGCUACAGGUAACAUGUCUUUCACUAAAAAAAUCAAAGGACUUUUUUAAGGUCGUUCGGUCGAUUUCGUUUAGUAUCGUUUCAUAACCGCCUGAGCGAGAAAAUUAAUCCUACUUUUAAAUGAUAAAUUCUUGGCAAUCUGUCUGUGUUAAGUGGUUAGUUUAUUGAGUUAUUUGCUGACCAGUCAGUAACGUUUGUAUUUGGCCAAAUUUCGUAACACAGCCCCUUUAAGCGCCAGUUGCAAGAUAUCUCUACCUGUACUUUAUAAAAAAUUAAACAAAUUACUACGGAAAUCCUCUCGUGAAUAUUGUUUCUCAUAAUUCACUUACUAUGCACUGCCAAGUGCCAAGUUCUAAACCACAAUAAGAGGCCUCGGACUCGCAAAUCUAAAGUCCCAUUCAAAAUGUCUGACUCGUGGGCCCGAGAAAUUGUCGAAACUUUUCAGGAAACAGGUAGCAGGGACAAAAAUUUGGAUGAUAGAAUCAAGCGUUUUCCCCGUUAGCAGGCUCUGCGUUCGUGGAGAAUGCAUCUAUUUUCCUCCAGCCUUCGGAGAUCUCACUUUAAGGACAAAUUAGGUGAUAAUUAAUCUGUGAGACGUCUCUGAAAGGAAAAACUGAGAAAAUAGCUAGUUAAAAGAUAGAUCAAAUGUUCAUUUUGUAGGAAACUUCGUUACGAGACUGAUCUGGCGCAGAACAAGUCCUGGAAACUUCGUUAUGAAGACUUACACAUUGAGGAGCGUGGAUCAGAUGAAAUACAAACAAAGGGAAUGACCACAUUCAAACGAGAAAAAACCAUGGUAAGGCAUUUGUACUCAGUCUUGAUCAGUAACAGUAACUAAUAUUUACUUAGUCGUUUUCCUCAUGUAUUUUUUCGCUUUUCUUUAUUCAUUUUAUUCCAUGUAAAUUGCUGCUCAUCUGUUUGCGCAAUUAAUAAAGACCUUUAUUAUUAUUAUUAUUAUUGAUGUUCAAAGCACUUUCACCUAGUUUUUUCCUCAGCAUUACGGUGCAAUCUCUGUUUCCGGUCGAUACUCCUCAGGCACGUUUUAAGGCAUGGGUCACCUCAUAAUUUGCAUAAUUUGGCGAAGUGGCAUUUGAAACGGAUUGUUUUGAUCAGUCGUCAUAAAACUUGGCAAACAGUUUUAGCUCGGUAGCCUUAACAAUAUGGGACAUAUUCAUCGUUCAAAUAUUAGUCACGUGACCUGCAAAAGAUCGUUAACGUUCAAAGUGUUUAAAUUGAAACGGGGGAAAGGAAAUGAAAGAGCAGCAAAUAUUCUUAGGCACCAGAGUUUUUCCCAUGGCCUGGGUAUUUAACAAUUAUUCCUUGAGCCCGAAUGGGAUCUGAGUCAAUAGCCCAUGAGGCCGAAGGCCGAAUGGACUAUUGACUCAGAGGCCAUGAGGGCGAGAGGAAUAAUUGUUUUAGUAAAAUCCAACUAGUUGGUCAAAAAUAUCGAGAAUAAAAAAAUUUUAGCUAGCGAAAGCUAGACUUUAGUCCUUUUUUGCCGCCAAAAAGCGCGCGCUAUUCGCUACUAGUAGGUUAUAACAUAUAGCCUAGUAGUAGCUCAACCAAUCAGAACGCAGCAUUGAUAAUAGACAACUAGUUGGAUUUUACUAAUAUGAAAUAGUCCAGCAUGUAUGCCUAAGUGGAGCAAGGAUUACGAGAUAAAAAAAAAACAGGUCAGGUGACUUAUAAAAGACUUAAAUAACUCUUAAUAAAAAUGCUUUAAUCCACCUUAGUAGUAUACUAUGUUGAAACUUAACCCCGUUGGUGCCUUCCCUUCCGUAUGCCUUCCCUUAAUUGAUAUGCAUAAGCCUAUGACGUCACCUCGGAAAGAAGUGUCUUCCUGCAUACUAAUUUGGAUUAGGUUUACUAAUGAGCGUCACUCUACUACAAUAGGAACAAUAGGCUUGCCUAGACUUGCCCGGGCUCUUUUAACCCUGAUUGGAUAGUAAACAAUCUAUUAUGUGUUCAACAUAAAAGCGCGCUCUCCGUUCAGCAUUUUAUUAUUGUUACAAACUCCAAUAAAUAAUAUUUUUGAGCGGAUAGCUUCCAAACAUACUAGUCAACGGUCCGAAAACAGUACUCGACUUAAAACUAUUCACUGUGACCAAAGAUAAAUAUUUUUAUUCUACAAGACCAUUGAUUCUGUUUUGUCAAUAUAAUUCAACCUUCAAACGUUUCUAGACUGUGGUAUCGAGCGUUAAUCAUUAACAGGUUGGCCUUUCAUCGCAAACUAAUUUAAUAAACACUGAGCCAACAUGAACGCUUGUCGCAUAAAUUAUCCACGGGAAUCAACUCAAGUAUAUAUAAACAAUGGUGGGAUUAAUACGCGCGUGCUACAACCAGACUACACCUUUGUUUCGGUUAAAAAAUACAUUUAUUGAUAACAAAACCAUCAACGUGUUACAACAAUAGAUGAAUAGACAGAGUUCCGGCUUAGUCUUCGGGAACAGUUUGUUUGACAAACAAUCGAUUGAGUAAGAAUUUCCGCUUAUCGAUGGCAAGUUCUGUCGAUUCCAGCCAGUCAUAUCCUUCCGUGUCUUUGAGAUCUUGGCGGGUUUCCAUCACUUUUCGGAAUGUCGGAUCUUUCUUCAUUGCAUGCAUCCACUGUAAAAGCUCUAAGAACACUUUUCUCAAUUCCUUUCUAUAUACUGGAAGCAAAGCAUUUUCAGCUUUAAUUCGGGCCACUUCAGGCGAGUCUCCGUUUUGUUCAUACUCGUUGAUCAGAGCUUCGAGCUGGGCUUCGUGGCGAUUACAAACUUCAUUUUGAAUGCGUGACCAAGGAUCUACAUGCUCCUCCUCCUCCUCUCCGGAAGAGUCCAUUUCUUCGCUAGAUUGAGAACUUUGAGAUGAUUGUUCGCUUUCUUGUGAGCUUUCAAUAUCGUCGUCAUCAUCUUCAAAAUUUCCAUAUCCUUUUUGAACGAAAUGAUUAUAAUUGCUGAACAUUGUGAUCCGAACUGCACGAGGUUUAAGAACUGACUGAAUCAGAAACAGCGGCUUACUUCUUUUAUAGCUAUCGAUGGAGGCACGGCUGCAAAGCACAACGGAACUCUAUGAACUUUCAUUGUACCCCUCCUGUACCCCUACUGUACCCUUCUGUACCCUUCCUGUACCCCUACUGUACCCCUCCUGUACCCCUCCUGUACCCCUACUGUACCCCUCUGUACCCUUCCUGUACCCCUACUGUACCCCUCCUGUACCCUUCCUGUACCCCUCCUGUACCCCUCCUGUACCCCUCCUGUACCCCUCCUGUACCCCUACUGUACCCUUCCUGUACCCCUACUGUACCCCUCCUGUACCCCUCCUGUACCCCUACUGUACCCUUUCUGUACCCCUACUGUACCCCUCCUGUACCCCUCCUGUACCCCUACUGUACCAAAACAAAAAUGAGGAGGAGGAGCAGGAGGAGGAGGAGGAGGGAAAACAAUAAAAAUGAGGAGGAGGAGGAGGAGGGAAUUCAAUUGAAAUGUGGUGGCGGUGGUGGUGGUGGUGGGAAAACAAUAGAAAUGUGGCGGUGGUGGUAUAUAGCUUCACUAUUUACGAAGCAGUGUUAAAAAAAAGUUGAGUGUAGGGUCGAUGUGGGGUCGAUGUAGGGUCGAUGUAGGGUCGAUGUGGGGUCGAUGUGGGGUCGAUGUAGGUUCGCUAGGAGGUCGAUGUAUUUGUGGAUGGAAAAAUAUAUAGAAUAAAUGAGGAGGUGGAGGUGGAGGUGGAGGAGGGGAAUAAAAAAACAUUGAGGAGGGAAAAUAAUAAAAAUUGUGGAGGAGGGAAUAAAAACAUUGAGGAGGGAAAAUAAUAAAAUUGUGGAGAAGGGAAAAAGAAAAAAUUGAGGAGGGAAAUAAAAUUGAAAAGGGAGAGGGGUAAGUAAAACAUGACUUGCUUUCUUUGACUGUUUUAAUAGAUUUCUUUCAAAUCGCUGUGUAUUUGACUCUUUUUGUUUUAAACGGUAUCUCGUGUCAGAUUUUAUUGCUAGCAAUUAUUAGUCGCGUGUUUUAAUUGAUCCUUGUUAAGUUAUUUGUUUAUAAUAAUACGUCAAGGUGCUCCCUUGGGUCUUUCCUGUAGAGCAAAUUUGUAUUCAACUUUGGGCUCGUGAACUCGCAUAAUUAACUGACUAACAGUGCGUGAAAUUACAAGACUUUAAUAGUUUUUCAUUUCCUCGAGAUAGAACGGAGAAAACGUCAGACAAAAUUGAAAUAGAGUUUUCAGUUCUACUUUGUGAGUUUUAGAGCUCUAUAAGAAGACAUAAACUAAACGGAAAUAAAGACUUUUCAACUCCACUUUGUGCACAUGUGUUUUGUUUAUAUAUCUGAGUUUUAGCGCUAAAUAAGAUAUAGGAAGCCGUUUCUCGCGUUGCUAGGUGAUCGCUUCUCUUAUUCCUAUUUUCCUUUUAAUAGACUGUCCGAAAACCGAGCUCAAGUUACUUCACGGGCAAGUCUAGGCAAGCCUAUUGUUCCUAUUGUAGUAGAGUGACGCUCAUUAGUAAACCUAAUCCAAAUUAGUAUGCAGGAAGACACUUCUUUCCGAGGCUUAAGCAUAUCAAUUAAGGGAAGGCAUACGGAAGGCAAGGGAAGGCACCAAAACGGUUAAGUUUCAACAUAGUAUACUACUCACCUUGCAAGGAUAAUUGACAAUUCAGACAGUUUCGCUGACAAUUUGAUGACAAGUAUUUUUAGGCUGAAGUUUAAUGUUUUAUUCCUAAAGGGUCUGAAUUGGGUACAACAUUGAGCUAGCCGAAUAGGUCUAUUGCGUUGAUAUCAGGGGUGGGUUUAGUGAGAGUUUUAGCAGUCGAGGGUGGGGAAGGAGGUUUGGAGGCUGAGCUAUUACUUUUAAACUCCACUUUCCGGGUCUAAAGGCCCCAUCUUACCUCCUCCAUGUUAUUUCUCGACUCAAUGUUACUGACGUUUAGCAAUGUUUUUUUCUGUUUGUCUUUUUGGGUAUAUAACUGAGAAGGUAGGCUGAUAGUAAGGUGGUCCAAGGCGAUAAGGGAUCUUGAUCACGUGACCUCUGGGACCGUUUGGGAAUCAGAUUAGGGAGCUUCAGCAGCCAUGACGACAACGGCAACGAGAACUUCUAAAAUCAAUUAGUUUUAUGAGCAAAACCACAGUUCUGCACGUGCAUCACGCUUUUUAGAACAUUCCUUUGAAUGCUUGACUGUUCGACUACGACGUGAAACCUCCCAAUGCGACGUUUUAUGGAUGACAUAAAUACACGACGAUAAGUUUUCCUUUCUCUUUUUGAACCUGGAUAAAGUCCUUAAGAAUUCAACUCCAGGAAACAUCGGUUACAUUUGACAAAUUGACCGGGUCCAAAUAGACGCGACAACGGUUUGAAAGAAAGCAAAAUCAUUUUUAGCGAUGCUUUUACUAGACUGCUAGCAGUCUCUCUUUUUCUUCCGGUUUAGUAAGGGGAGUGCACGCGCGCGCGAGCGGCGAAGCCGCGAGACGCGCGAAACGAGGGCGGCAAUCUGGGUGCCUCUCCCAUCUCGCGCCAUCAGUCUCGCGCGUGGCCAUUUGCGUGUCUCGCGUUUUGCUCGACGGACUACAGAAAAAAGAGAGACUGCUCGUAGUCUAUGUUUUUACCGUCGUCGUCGUUUCUUAAGCUUCCUAUUUAUCACACAAAUGCGUCAAAUUUUUCAGAACAGUAAAAUGACAAAACUAUUGCGGUGCAGUUUUCAACUUGGAUAACCGACUAGCUGUAACUAUUUCAGCAGGAUGAAAGCAACGAACAGCUAAACCGAGGAGGAUCCGUAAAACUCAAACCUUUCGCAAGCCCUCCAAGCAACGAGAGUAGCGCCAGCACAUCCGGGGGACACAUUGAACAAAUUUUCACAACCAUCGGAAACUACCAAGUAAGAAAUAUAGCUACACUGAUGCUGAGCUUAAGCGCGAAUGCUUGUAUUUACCUUGAGUGUGGUAUGACAAAGAAUCAAGCAAGCGGAACCAAGAGAAGUCCAGCUGAAUUGGGAGUCCUAGAUUCUCUGUUCUCAGCUAUCUGUUACUAGUAAAAUCCAACUAGUGGUCUAUUAUCAAUGCUGCGUUCUGAUUGGUUGAGCUACUACUAGGCUAUAUGUUAGAGCCCACUAGUAGCGAAAAGCGCGGGCUUUUUGGCGGCAAAAAGGGAUUAAAGUCUAGCUUUAACUAGCUAUUUUUUUUUAUUCUCGAUAUUUUUGACCAACUAGUUGGAUUUUACUAAAACAAUUAUUCCUCCCGCCCUCAUGGUCUCUGAGUCAAUAGCCUAUUCGGCCUUCUGCCUCAUGGGCUACUGACUCAGAGCCCAUUCGGGCUCGAGGAAUAAUUCGCCUCUUUAGAAACAAGAAAUCUGGAGCGGAAAUGCGUCCCGCAAUUGUUGAUGGGAUCGCUCUGGGGACGCGCCAAUCAGCUAUUAGCCAAUUUUUUCCCCGUCCCUAGUGACAGUCUCAGAAAACUUUGCGAAAGCUAACUCGGGCCACCUUAUCGUUUCGAAAGUGGCGAAAAAGUUAAGUUAUUUAAUUCUAAAUGCUACAGUAACUAAAAAUAACGGUCACAGCGUCACACAAGACAGGUAUUGUUAUGGGAGUGCUAUGGCCUCUUAGAAUUAACCUGGGAUCAGGCUCCAUUUUCGUUUCGCUUUGUAAAUAACAUUCCGGCGGGCAUGGCGAAACGAAAAGAGAGGCCCAAUUUUAGCGGUGGCCGUUAGAGAGAAUGUAUGAGAACCGUUCAAAUUGGGCCUGAUCUCAAGUUACUUAGAAUAGACAAAAUAGGUGGUGAAAUAGCGUAUCUUAGUAUGUGUCUAUGAAGUUCCAAGACAUUUCUCCUGCUCAUCAGUCCGAAAAAAAGCAGCUUAAUCGUAAGAAAACAACAGUGUAUCAAAGGAAAGUUAAACCAUCUCAGUCAGCUGAUAGUACGUUAGAAUGUUGACCACCUAACACUAUUGAAACAAUCCAGAUUCUCUGUAUUUACUUUUUGAGUUACGAAAAUUCAGUGCUAAUAAUAUCACCACAUUAAAGAUCAGAUAGUGUUCACUGUACUUAGCGUGUUAGAAGUCAUGAACAUGUAUGCCUCGCGUAACCCAGUUUUGGCUUACGUCUCCUCGAUCCUACUAUGUACUUCUAGGGUCGAACUGUGGCCAUCAAAAGACUGAACAAGAGAAGUGUUCAUCUCACUAGAGAAGUUCUUAUUCAACUCAAACAGGUGAUAUCAACUUUUCUUACUUUCUACUUUUAUUGCAUGAGCGUGUUAUUAAUUAUUUGAAUUUUCACAAGCCAGAGAAAAACAGACUAAACAUAUGCGAAAAUGAACCUACGUUGCAUCGGUAUUCAUCUCACGAUGACACAGUCUUUCUUCAAGCAAAAAUUUAAGAUUACUUUUUAAUGUUGUUUUCAUCUAAGUGGUGAAAUAAUUAGCUAUAGUUUUGGUUUUGGAUAGUUUUGGAUUGGAUUUUCAUUUGAUUGAAAACUGCUUUAUUUUGCUCAGUUAUUCGGGUAUCUGAGAUUUCUUUCUCAAUUACAGGUGCGAGACAUCACACAUGAAAACCUAAACCCGUUUAUCGGAGCCUGCAUCGAGUCACCCAACAUCAUGUUGGUUUGGUCGUACUGCAAAAAAGGAAGUUUGCAGGUAACGUGUUUCAUUUCUUCCCUUCGAUUUUAUUUCAAUCGCCUAGAUCCUUCCACGGUUUUUUGAUUGGAACCAGUCAGCGAAAAUCCGUUAACACAACAGGAGAGAACGCCUUAAGAGUAGCAAAGUUGCCAAGAUUGAAAGUGAUUUGUUGAAAACUAACGAAGAUAUAGCUUUGCAUAGUCGCGGAAGUUUAGAGACGUUUGUUUGGUGGUGCAAAGGGUAGGUGCAAAGUCUUUAGGGUGUGAAAUUGGUUGGUUUUUCUUAUUCAAAUAAAAUUGAUUUUCACAUGAAAGAUUUUGCUCUUGGCCUCAUUUCCAAAGCGAGGGUUUUUGAAACUGAGAAAUGGCUGCCCCGUACCCAGACGUCUCUCUCUCGAUGCGCGCAAAGGAAGGCGGGAAGGAGAAAACGGGCUUCGCCUCUCGUUUUUCACCUUUCAUUGAACCGCUGCGCUUCGUCACCAGUCAAUCGCGUGUCACUCGCGUUUCGCGCUCUCCUUCUCUGUGCGAAAAACGAAGCACCUGAGGAGGAGGUUGGAGAAAUAACCUGUUUGGUUAUAGCCUAAGAAAACAGCUGACAUUUUGCAACUCUACUGGUGGUUUCCCCGCGAAACGACGUCCGAAAAAUUAGCGCAGAAAUUCCAUACUGAAAACGCGUCACUACCCAGAUCUGGGUAGCUCUUCUGAUUAAUUAGAAAUUUGCUUUAACCAAUCAGAAGUACUACUGUACUGUAUUCUAACAAUCAGUUUUUCUUCAUUAGGAUGUCCUGGCAAACGAUGAAUACAAAAUCGAUUAUGGAUUCAAACUGUCAAUGGCAAUUGACAUAGCUGCGGUAAUCAAAGUUAAUUAAUAACUCUUACCACAAUGAAGCAUGGCUACAUGGCAUCUACGAUCAGCAGGUGGUUUUAUACCUGAAAGUAAAAAGUGUUUAGCUAUCUUCUCUUGGCGGUGAAUCACCUUGAGCGUUAUAAAAAUAAUUGGCAGCUUUGUUUAUGCUCUCGAUCAUAAUUUCUGUAAUUUGGGAAGUAAGGGGACCCUCUCUGAGUCAAGGGCUUACCCGUACCCUAAAGUAUCCAUGGAAAAAAAACCUGUUAGAUGUUAGAUGUUAGCACACAAUUUUUCAAAACUUAUUCGAUAGAAGUGCUCGAUGUACCUUGCGCUGUUGGUAAUAGUCUUCAAUAAAAUUUAGAAAACUAUUAACCCCGUCAAGUUUUCGUUGGUCUCCACCAACAGAUCGUCUAAUCGCUUUAUAUAAACCAAUGUGAGAUGUCAGACUUACCCAUACAUAUUUUACAGAGAAUGCAACGUUAUCGUUCAAUUUUGCAGUGAUCUGUCCAUAAGUUAAUUAAGAGCAGUUAAAAUCCAAAAUGUUGUUUCAGGGUAACUAUUAGCACACAUGAAAUUAAUAUAAAAUAGUAUCAAGUAUCAAAAGGCACAUGAAAUGAAAAUCCCACUUUUCAACCGAUGUACGUGUUUCAAGUUAUGACUGAAAUAUUUCUUUUUCAUUCUAGGGAAUGAAGUACCUUCACAACACUGCUGUCAGAUUCCAUGGAAACCUGACGUCAUCUCGGUGUGUGAUUGACAGUCACUGGGUUGUGAAGAUCACCGACUGGGGUUUGCACGCCUUCAAGGCUGGACAGGAAAAAGUCAAUGUAAAUCCAAAGAAGGUUUAUACAGGUACAUUUUCAAGAAAAAAAGACGUUAAGGUGACUCCUUCUGAAUCAAAAGAGUGGGAACAAUUUUGCUUUUGUUCACCUACAUUUGACCACUUUUAGAGAGUUCCUUUACGAUUAGAACGUUGCUUGACCUGUUACUGGAACGUAUCAUGACAGCAAAGGUAGAGGUAGAAGACAGCUUGUGUACAGCCCCUUCCCCUCCCCUUUGGAAGAAAUAGGGAAAUUGACCUCUCUACCGGUGAUUUUUUUCCUGAGGGGAGGGGAAGGCUGUAUAUAGGCUAACGCAGAAGAAACUAAUGCGUAAAGACUGCAAAGCUUGUAGGGAUGGAAAGUAUUGGCUUCAUUCAUGUGCACAAGUUGGACUCCCUUGCCAAAAUGUUUUGGAACUACCCUUUCACUAGAGAGGUAACAAUCAGAACUUGACAACCCAUAUUGUUAUAUUCCUAGAAUUUCACUCAACUAAACAGGGACUGCCAUUGGUUGAUUCUUGGUCAUGUGGCCUUGACUGAAAUCAAAUGUAUCCCGAUCGUGAUACAUUAUACACUUAAUGUCAGAUCCCAAGGGAAACAGUUAGUUUUGUUUUCCCGAGAGUCCUGAUGUUUCCCGAGACGAAGUCGAGGGAAACAUCAGGACUCGAGGGAAAACAAAACUAACUGGUUUCCCGAGGGAUCUGACAUUAAGUGUUUUGUUAUAUUUCUAGAACUUUCACUUCAACAGCAACAAAAGAAUAACCGGAGCGAACGAAAACGAACCAAAACAGUCGACUCGGUACUUAUAACAACACAAAUUUAUUUCUCAAAACCACUGAAUGAAUGAUUUACAAACAAAAGUACUUUCCUUAUAUCAUCUGCAUCUUUUUCCUCCACUAGCUGCUGCUUUUCUUCUGGGAUCUUCUGGGAUAACUUUAAAAAUCGUUGCUUUUUAGCUUGAGGCUUCGUGAUUGUGUUGUUGUGUUCAUUCACGAAAAAGAAAACCGGCAUGACCUGGCGGUGUUUUUCCCGCCUUCUGUCACGCCACUUUCUACCAUGCUUUGAUCACGUGCUGCAAUGUAUCCCGAGCGGAAUACAUUGUUUAAUGUAUCACGAUCGGGAUACAUUUGAUUUUAGUCAAGGCCACGUGACCAAGAAUCAACCAAUGGCAGUCCCUGUUUAGUUGAGUGAAAUUCUAGGAAUAUACCAAUAAACAAUGUAUUCCGCUCGGGAUACAUUGCAGCACGUGAUCAAAGCAUGGUAGAAAGUGGCGUGACAGAAGGCGGGAAAAACACCGCCAGGUCAUGCCGGUUUUCUUUUUCGUGAAUGAACACAACAACACAAUCACGAAGCCUCAAGCUAAAAAGCAACGAUUUUUAAAGUUAUCCCAGAAGAUCCCAGAAGAAAAGCAGCAGCUAGUGGAGGAAAAAGAUGCAGAUGAUAUAAGGAAAGUACUUUUGUUUGUAAAUCAUUCAUUCAGUGGUUUUGAGAAAUAAAUUUGUGUUGUUAUAAGUACCGAGUCGACUGUUUUGGUUCGUUUUCGUUCGCUCCGGUUAUUCUUUUGUUGCUGUUGAAGUGAAAGUUCUAGAAAUAUAACAAAACACUUAAUGUCAGAUCCCUCGGGAAACCAGUUAGUUUUGUUUUCCCUCGAGUCCUGAUGUUUCCCUCGACUUCGUCUCGGGAAACAUCAGGACUCUCGGGAAAACAAAACUAACUGUUUCCCUUGGGAUCUGACAUUAAGUGUAUAGUGUCUAUCCUCGGGGAAGACUUGUAUUGGGGCCUAACUUUGUUGGGCUUGCUUUACCAGGCUAAUAUGGCUAACUGUUAGAAAUCUAAUUUCUAAAAAAUUGUACACUUUAUCUUAAAUUUAAACAGACCUUCUGUGGACCGCACCAGAGCAUAUCAAUAUAGCCAAGGUUGAGCGAGAGGGUUUUUCACAGAAAGCUGACGUGUACAGUUAUGGAAUACUCUUGCAGGAGAUGGCUACUCGUUCAGAGCCGUUCAGCGGAUGUCAGCUGGAACCCAAAGGUUCGAGGGUUAAAUUAAGCUUUCAGGCGGGCAGCUGACUCGUCCCCAGUCGUCUCUCUCUGUCUCUCCUUAGUGGCGCCAGGGGUGUGAUGGGAAGGAGGAAAGCAAGGGAGAGAGACGUCCUUCCUUUUCCCUUCCCAUCACCCCCUGCUCCCGCCGCGCGCGUUACGCGAAGACAGGGCGGGCAGGUUUAUUUUGCGGAUGCCGCUGACGGAUCUUCGUCGUUUGCAACCACUCUGUCAGGAGAGCGACACACUAAAAAACUCUCAGCUUUGAGCUAGGUUUUGAUUACGUGCUAUGCAAAGUUGUUAUCAAACCAGAACGAAGCCGCCCCGUCCCUCACUCCCCAAUAAAUGUUCCUUUGUCUAAAAAACAGUUGUACGAUUCUAACUCAAAGUCAAAUCUCAGCCUCGUAGUCGCGAAUCUUAAGGUCCCUAUUAUUUGCUCAGACCACCACUCUACACAAUAUAUCGCUGUAAUUUUUUUACACAGAAAUCAUUCAUAGGGUAGUUAUGCAUGAAGACCCGCCAUUUCGCCCUAACAUUCCUUGCAUUGAGAUAAAGCCAGAGUAUAUUGAUCUGAUGGUGGAUUGCUGGAAUGAUGACCCAGAGGAACGACCACACUUUUAUCGAAUUGUGGAGAGGCUCAAGAAAAUCAGUGGCAGGUAAGGUUUUAGUCUUAUCGUAUUUGAGGCACACAAUAAUGGUUGAUAGAGAUCUGGGUUUUGCUUCUCCAUAAGGAGAAAUAUUUGAUUGGAUCCUGUAAAUUAAAUUUCGCCAUCGAUCCCUUGCACCGAGAUUACACAUGAACCACAUUAUCAGCAGCUAGACGAGUCAGCGUCGGCUAUACACUAUUACGAGCCCAUAACCCGGGAGCAAGCAACUUUCAUGUACCCGCAUAAUGGUGCACGUCUUUUCACAAAUUAGUUUCUUUUUAGAACGACUUUUGCUUGAAUUAAAAAUAUAUCUUGUAAGUCUCCCAACCCAGUCAUUUAAACCCUCAGACCUGAAAAUGGUAGUUUUGAACUUUUAAUGACGUGUAGGUUUCUUUUUUCCUCUUACUCUUCCAACGGGCACAUAGACGGAGCGGAGCAUUUAUUUCCGCUGGAAAAAGUGCCACAAAAUGUUUCUAAGAUAACACCAGUCCAUGAAAACGCCGCGACAUAGGUCUUAUAUGGACGUUGCUCACCCCGGUUUAAGAACUGAAGGCAUUAUUAUGUGUUCCCCUCAUACCGAUCGAGUAAGGAGCCAAACCAAAUAGAAGAAGAGAAAAAAAGAAAAAAAAAGGUGUAAGUUUUACUCUCUUGCAACCAGUUGCUGAAUUACGGAGCUAGGGACCAGAGAGGUGAGACCGAACGUCGUAUGGGGCCUGUGCAUUCCUUUCCAGACUAGAUAGCCUGGCAGCUGUCAGCCAAAAAAAACAAUAAAUACUUGUCAUGUCGAAAAUCGUAGGGUUAACCUAUCACUAAAUGGAAAUCAUUUAUGGUUCUUUUCUUCUUGUUUUUUAGGGGAUCAAACAUCAUCGAGAACAUGGUUACUAUGAUGGAGAAACAUGCUAAUCAUCUUGAACAGCUAGUAGAGGAAAGGACCAGGCAGUUAAACGAGGAGAAAGAAAAGACCGAGAAAAUCCUCUGCCGAUUACUGCCACCGUACGUAUUAAACUUACUAAACCCCUCGUCAGGGGCGGAUCCAGGAUUUUUUUUUAGGAGGGGGUGCACUCGUCUCUUGCUCUACUUCAACACCAAUAACCCACAGAUUCGAGGACGAGGAAGACUACAUGUAGGCGACGAGAUGUUUUCAAUACUAAGUAGUGCGGGGGCGUGAACCAGCGUCAUUUCGACGGGAAAACGUGAUAGUCGUCGUCAUUCCUACUACGACUUUUAGUGAGAAUUUCGCAAUGGCGGAAGCAAGUAAUGUGGCUUUUGCGAUAGGAGCGAGAGUACCGAACCAAAAACAACAUUUUUAUGAAAAAAAUAACGUAACAUACCCUCGUCGAUUCUACAUUCCGGAGAAAUGAAUAAAUUUUUUGAUAUUAGUACUACACGUAAUCAAGAGAAAAUGAGCCUUUUUUGACUUCGUACAUCUCUUUCUCUGUAUAGAAUAUUUACCAUCGGCUCCCAAUCACGGUUUUACUCUUGGUCUCCGAAAGACCAAAUAAUCCGUACCUUUAUAAAUAUAGCAAAAACGUCGUUUUGUCCCUUUCCUGGACCUUUAAGAAAGUUUUUAUGGUAAAUCCCUUAUUAAGGCGAGACCUUUGUUUAAUUUCAGUUUGGUACUAGAACAGUUGAAAAGCCAUAAUUCCGUGCAGGCUGAAGAAUUUGAAGAAGUCACCAUAUUUUUCAGCGAUAUCGUUGGCUUUACGAAACUUGCUUCUGUCAGCACACCAUUGCAGGUAACUAGUUUAAAGAACAAACUACAAUCAUGGAAAAAGCUAGUCUCGGGAAAAAUUUGUAGACUCUUUCCUAACCUCUUGCCCACACAAACAACGUUGGAAGUGUGUAUUACGAAUUUUCCCGCGUUUCAACAUGGUAUAGGGUUGGUGGAGGGAGGACUGCAAGGCAUUUUUGAUAAGAUUGCUAGCACUCGUUUUAUGAGAGCAACCAGAAGUUACAGACUGAGUUAUGAAUACUGCAUCACUGUCCAACGACUUUGUUCAACAUUUCGUAGACCCUAAAACUUGAAUUAUUCAUUUCUAAUAGAGACUGAUGUCCACAUAGAGGUUGAUAUUUGGGGAACAUGCAGAUUAUUUCUGUAGUUAUCAUUACAACAAAUUUAAGAUUUCCUCUUUUUGAGAGGGGACCACCUUUGUCACGCACCACCGAAUUAUUCGAACGAGCUGCUUCGCAGAGGAGUGAUUCACCCUCCGUUAUCUAAAGAUCCAGAGUGCGGAUCCAGCCAGAAUUUGUCCCCACAAACUACAACUCGGCAUAGCUGCGUUUUAUCUUAAUGUAGACUUUUUAAGGCAACAAUUUCUUUUUCUUCUGUUCUCCUGGCAGUUCAUUCACUUAAUUAAUGGAGAAAUUUAGAAUGGAAAACGUUAAUUCGUACCACAUGAAAAAGUUUUCUCGUUAUUUUUCGUCCAUUUUCUUAUUUCUACACACAAAUAAAUACAGUUUCAUGUUAGGUUUAUCCACGAGACUUACUUUGCAACGUUUUUAACUGUUUAUUUCCUUUUUCAAUUGAGAAAUCGUCAUGUAGAAUCUUACGUUUGUUGUUUGCCAUAAACUGUUCUAAAUCUCUCCAUUGUUUCACUUUGCAGAUUGUGGACUUUUUAAACGAUUUAUACGUGGCCUUCGAUGAGAUCAUUUGCCGCUUCGAUGUUUACAAGGUACCGGAAAUCUAAUGCUCGAUUCUAGCUGAAUAAAGUAAAAAAGACGCCGUUUUUAACUGGAAAUCACAGUGACCUGUCUUCCUCGCGUCAUAUCAGCCUCAGUAGAUUAUUUAUUGCCUAGUCCCUAGGGCUCAUUAUUCCGCGCGGCCAAUUUGUUUCGGGUCGCCCGUUCGCCUCGGAUACGUCAUCGAAGUGAAUUGACCGAGAAGGCCUGGGAAAUCACCGUACAGGGACUAGGCAAGGUUAAUUUCUGUUCUCAUCUAUCAGUGUCUUUAGCAAGGGCCUGAACUCCUAGCUCAGAUAAUAAUCAUUCACAACCAAAUGAAAGCGGAAGUCUCUUCUCAUUAUCAUUAUCACAAUCUUCCUUUCUUGAUUGGAGCCUUUUUAAAAAAAUUCUUUUAAAAGAAAAAAAUUUUUAUUAUCCGAAUUCUGUUUUUCCAUGUGAACCUCGGCUCCGGUAUGCUGUCCCUCAGAACGGUCAGCCUACACAGGUUAAUGUCCCUUUUAGUUUUUCGAAGAUCAAUAGAUCAGUCAUUUACGACGUCGACGCAUAUCAUAGCCGGAUCCAAUCACUAAGUUGCGUAUUGCCUGGGACUCUGAACAGUCAUCAAAUUUCGUUAAACACUAAUUAUAAACGAAAACUGAGUAUCUUUCCAGUGUCACACGCAGUCUCAACCAACUAAUCAAACUUCCCGAUUUGUGUACUUUUUCUCUCCAUCCCAAAAGUUGCGACUCUCGUUCUUUAAUACUUGAAUCAAUAUUCUCGGCUAGAUGGCUUUCACAGAGCUCGUAAAAUCUUAUUUCAGAGCCGAGUUUGAGUAAACCCAAUAAUGGUUUGAAAUUUUUUAUCAGGUGGAGACAGUCGGCGAUGCGUACGUAGUUGUCAGCGGUUGCCCCAUGUUGAAUGGUAUCAAGCAUGCUGGUGAGAUAGCAAGUAUGGCUCUGGAGCUUCUUAGUCACAUGGCGGUGUUUCGUGUACGUCAUCUGCCAGAACAUCAACUGCAGCUGCGUAUUGGCAUACACACGGGUAAGCAACCUCGUCCCAAACUCCUCUCUCUUCAUUUCGACCCCGGCAAAUACUAAUGAGCCUCUAUGGUGUGAGUCAUGAGAUCAGGAGAAAACUUUUCCUCACUUAUGUAGAAAAAUUAUCAAAUACUUAUUUUGUUUAACUGAAUUUUUACCAGCCAGACUUUGGCGGAGAAUACUGCUGACUAUAGUGACUAAGGUGAAGAUCAUCAUUCAUACAUUGCUUGUAUAAAAUAGUGUCCAAAUAUUUGGUUGGGCCCUUAUUCUAGAUGAACUAGAUUCUGAUCUUUCUUCUUGUUAAAGGACUCGUUUAGUUAUUGUUUUGAAAGCAACUGAUAAUCAAUACUUUCCUAAACUACAAGAAAAGGAAACAGAACGUAUUAUAAAUCCCAGCCUAGUCUAUAAGACGCGGCUCUGAGAACGUAUGCUAUUUCGUUUGAUUCCACUCUGUACCAAGAGUACCCCAUGUGGCCCUAAUAACGAACAAUGAUUUAUUAAUCUGGGAUAUCGCUGUCCUUUGCAAUAUUGUGAUUGCAGGCCCAGUGGUGGCAGCGGUUGUCGGUGUGACAAUGCCACGCUUCUGUCUUUACGGUCAUACUGUUAACAUCGCUUCCAAAUUGGAGAGCACCAGCAUGCGUAAGUACUGCUUGCAACAGAAACGCUAUGAUGUUGAAGAUUUAUACCAAGCGUUAGAGAGAAAGUGUAGAGCUUAGCUCCGGGCGCUCCAUAUUCGGCCAUAGAAGUGGUCUUGAGGUGAAUUGAUUUAGAGUUGAAAGGAAGAAAUUAAUGCAAAAAUUUUCGGCUAAUCACACAACAAUCAUGAAAAACCAAAUAAAUGAUCCAAGAAAUUUAAAUCAACAAAAUGAGCUGAAUUUUGUUAUCCUUUUCAAUUAAAAACGCUUUGAUUUCUAUUCUCAAUUUUUUCUCUUUCUGAGAAACUCUUAACUCAAAGGAAAUUAUCGUCAACAAAAACGGCUCUUUUCACAUUUUUUUUAACGCGCGAGAUCCCGUUUUUAGACUUCUACUGUAGCCAGCUAUAUUUCAUGUUUUUUUUGUUUUUCUCCUGUAGCUUUGAGAAUUCACGUCAGUAAUGAAUCGCAUGCAAGGUUGGUAGAACUUGGAGGGUUUUACUUCGAGGAAAGAGGACAGGUUCAAAUCAAGGUAACAUUGAGGGUUAACCCUUUCUAGGCCUUGCGAUCACUAGCCUUGCGAUCACUAGCAAGACAUCAGUGUCGUUAUUAGCUAAUCAUUUUUACUAAAUUUCCCUCUUCUAGUGUUAGUGAAAGCACAGAUAUGGGUUUAAGGCUACCAAAAUAUAAAUUAAAGUUUCAAGGAGUUUUCAAAGACAUAUUUACACCCUUCAAGCAGGUUUAAUUUCCGAUAACUUAUCGAAACUUUAUUGUAACAACGGAAAUAAUGAUGACCUGCUAAAAUUAGCUUUAUGUUUUGUUUUGCUUCCUGACAGAGGCAGGGCCUGGUGACUACUUACUGGUUGGUUGGCAAGGAAGGUUUUGACAAAGUCUUACCUGACCCACCACUGGACGGUGGUGAAUUGACCAUGUUUGAAACAUUGGAUGUUUAUUAUGCCAGCUAA
Molecule: messenger RNA, 21541 nt
Organism: Porites lobata
Lineage: Eukaryota; Metazoa; Cnidaria; Anthozoa; Scleractinia; Poritidae
Source: the annotation of a GenBank genome assembly